This is a messenger RNA of Caenorhabditis remanei, 753 nucleotides long. RefSeq lists its product as uncharacterized. The record is from RefSeq and is a predicted model, not a curated record. NCBI's taxonomy places the organism in Eukaryota, Metazoa, Nematoda, Chromadorea, Rhabditida, Rhabditidae. The transcript is spliced from 5 exons. The coding region runs from base 1 to 753 and encodes 250 amino acids.
AUGAAAUGGCUAUCGAUAUCGAUUAUUCUUCUCAUACUCGUCCAAGUGUCCGGCCCUGCUAAGAUGAAUCCAUUCAAUUUUCGAAAGAAAAUGCUGGAUCAAUUCAAUGGUGCUCGGCGUAUUCUGGCUUCUGGGGACGUUUCCAAGCUUGCAGAGGUCCUGGCGUUGAUUCCCCAUUUGAAGAAACUCUUUAAAGAGGACGUUUUUGGGCCAGCGGCGGAUAUGUACAAAAUGGUUUGGAAUCGACAACUAGAACAAGCUGCUUGGGAAUACAUGAAAGAAGGUGGACCGGAUUUGAAAAAAUUUGGUGGAACUCUUCAUCACAAAGAUUAUAUCGGUUUUCAUUGGAUGGGAGAUAUUUGGAAAUUGGUCGAACUUGCAUUCAGUGGAGUACCGAUACAAGCGAUCAAAGAAAAACUGCAAUACUGGCUAGAAUUGAUUGAGAAGGUGGUAAUUCUACUUUGGAUGGGAUUAUCUAUUCCACUGACGUACCCAAUAGAGAAAGGAAAAGAACUUCCAUAUCAAACCCGAAUGUUCACACCAGGAGCAGCCUGCUCGAAAUGUGAAACAAGCUGUGAACUUAUAAAAAACGAAGAAGGAGUAGAUGAAAUCGGAGAGUUGUGUGUUCCCCCAACAGGGUUUUAUGCUCAACAGCAAGAAGAAAUGAAAGCAUUGGAAACCAGUUUCUCUUCUAGCGCUCCCAUAAUUUUGGUGAUUGUGCUUGUCAUUUUAUUUGUUCUUCGUAGGCAAUAG